AUGUUUCGGAAAGCUCAAACUUCUGUACCCAAGACGGACGAACAGUCGCACGAAUACGCCUUGGACUGGCCCCCAUCACAGCGCUGGAACCCAGACUAUAACGUCCCACGCAACUCUCUUGAAGAUGCCCACAGCCUUUCGCAGUCUCCGGCGUGGCCGUCAACUCAGCCCGAGGGCUCGGGGGUUCUUGGCAAUCAAUCGGUGGAUAAGGAAGCUGCACCAAAGAGAGAGGGUGUGCCGCAAGCCAAGGGCAGUCAUGAUGCCACGGACUCAAAAUCCCAGCUGCCUGACUUGUCGCACUGGCUUGAGACACUUUCCGAAAUUUAUAUGAAUAACCUAGAGAACCGCGCCCGAUGGGAUCCGCGCUGGUUGAGCAUAACCCGACGUGAACGGCACCGAGGCCUUGCAUCCAGCUCAGUUACCAUCUUGGACUACCUGAACAACGAACCAAGACCCCUAAAAACGACUGCCGCAGACAUAGCUCAAUUGUGUGUCGCUUUGCAGGAAAGGCCGAAAGGUUGUUACUUGCGAGUAUUAAUGGUGAGCGACUUGAGUCGGUUUCUCAUGGGUGCCUUGGGACAGCUGUAUACUGUUGACCCGGAAUUUUGGUUUGACCACCUCACGAACUCUGGCUACGCAGCAAGCGAUAGUCAGCUCAAGGUUUCGAGCGCAGUGUGGAUGAAUUGGGCGGAACGAGAAACUCGCUUUCGCCAUCGUUCGCUUCCGGGCAUUGGCCAACAAACUCAGUGGAAUACCCCAGGCUUAAUGCAUUAUUUGGGAAAGAAGGGUUUCAAUGAGGACGAGAUCGAGUGCCGGCUUGGCGAUGGCAGAUGGCUUGUCGAACGGGAUGUGUUCUUGGACAAGUACGGAUUUCUCAUGACGCCACACAGACUACUCAGGCACGCUCAGAUAUCUAAAAGAUCACCUCAGACAAAAUUACGCGACUUGUACUCAAGGUCCAAAGGCUCCAACAUCUAUCGCGCGUACAGUACGUUCGACGGCCUGCCCAAGAAUGUAACGGCAUGGAAAAACCGGGAUUUGAGAGUCGUGGCCCCGGAAGGUGCCAGCUACUGGACUGGAACAGACGAUCUGGCCCGGCGGAUAGAUAUCAUUGUCUUGGACCCCCCACGGCGAAUGCAGGACGGCAUAACGAACGAGGCAAUUCCUUCUCUCACCUUUAUGCCGAGAGCUAUGGAGUUGGAAUCGUAUACCGACGAUGAUCUUUGGCGCAUGGCCGACGUAGAGGAGACUUUUCUUGAUCCUCCACCGCCCCUUGCCUCUAGACAAGAAAUGAAAAGGAAACGGAAGGAGGCAUCAAUCCAGAAAACAAAGAGGGCCAAGGAGUCACGACACAAUGAAGGCGCUGAUGAAGAAUUAGGCAUCAGCGCAGCGUCUGGUUCCGAAUCUGGUUCCGAAUCUGGUUCCGAAUCUGGGCUCACCAGUGACGACGAGUAUGACCAAGAUUACAUGAAUGAGUUGCGAGCUGAGUACCAGAACCCGAAGCCUCAUUCCAGAGAUCGCGACUUUGCCAGAAAAUACGCACUGUCAACGUCCAAACUAGUGGAUCGUCUUCUCACGGCGACGCCGACACAAGCGCUGUUGCGUGAUCCGUCGUCCAUUCCGGCUCUACUCUACCGACUUGUUCUCGAUGACUUUUGGCAGCUUCUAGCGGAGAUGCGUUUGCAGCUGGAUCAUUUGGAUAAUGAUCUAACAGCAACUCUAUACGAGCAACUCGUUGAAUCAAUUGGCAACUCGACGCGGCAAAAUCUUACAUGGAUGCGGUCGACACUGCAAGAAUUACGUGACUGGGCUAACCACUUGCAAAAGUCCAGGCUCGCUGUCAAACUCCCCGUCGACAUUCAGCAAGAAGUCUCGGAAUUGAAUGUGGAUGUUCAAGAUUUGCAGCGUCGAAGCGAGCAGACAAUGAACUUACUGGUGUCGUCAAUGACACUUGCCCAAUCGUCUACUGUCAUCGAGCAGACAUCUGGCAUCAACAAACUCACAGAGCUGGCUUUCUUCUUCAUUCCGGUAUCUUUCAUUACGUCCGUCUUUUCUAUGCAAGUCUCGGAGCUCACAUCGGCGCCGCCGCGGAUCUGGAUUUGGGGCCUCUCACUAUCAGUCGUCGCCUUGACUACUUACUUGGUCCGAAUAUCACUGCGAUCACCGUCCAUCCGCAUCGUGCUGUUGCAUUUCCGGGCAACAAUAAUUAAUCGUUUUUCCGCACCCGGUGCGGGCACGGCUUCCAGGCGUCUGAACACGGUCGGGAACCGUGCAAUUGCCAAGUUCAUAUUCUUCUUCACGGCUGCCAUGACCAUGUAUUCGAUGGUGGUCAUUCCCGUCUUGUUCCUUCUCUUCCUUUUAUUGGGGGGCCUCUGGCUGGGCAUCAUGGGCGUCGCCUUGUACUUUGUAGUCACCCGGUGGCCCGAAGCUACGGUUCUAAUCCCUUGUUUCAUCUCGAUUCUGAUCUCUCUUGCCGGAAUGGCUGCCUGCUGGCACUGGCGCCAAAAGAUUUCGGACGGAUGUCUGACGGCAAUAAAUUGGAGUGCUGGGUGGAUUAAAUCGAUGUUCCCAGCACAGUGGACAUUGGAUGCCGUGGAUGAUGAGGACUUGGCAAAGGAAGGUAUCAACGUAUACGCGCGGCAGGCACUCGUGUUAGCAACCUAG
Metarhizium album ARSEF 1941 is the source of this 2664-nucleotide messenger RNA. RefSeq names its product Mg2+ transporter protein, CorA-like/Zinc transport protein ZntB. Gene Ontology annotation, cellular component: membrane. The coding region runs from base 1 to 2664 and encodes 887 amino acids. Gene Ontology annotation, molecular function: metal ion transmembrane transporter activity. The transcript has 3 exons. The record is from RefSeq and is a predicted model, not a curated record. Lineage: Eukaryota; Fungi; Ascomycota; Sordariomycetes; Hypocreales; Clavicipitaceae. Gene Ontology annotation, biological process: transmembrane transport; metal ion transport.